AUGCGGUCUUCUGUUGACAACCAACAUUUUGUACCGACAAUGACUCAUUCAAAAUCAGGUUGCUAUGAGUUUGGCGGACCGGCUGGCGCGUUUGGCGUGUCUUUCGGUUUGCCAAUUCUUAUUUAUCUCUUUACCUUUCUAUGCAACGAUAUAUCUGGAUGUCCUUCUCCUUCAAUCUUAUCAACUUCUCAGUUCUCUAUCGACCACUUGAAGCACGAGGUUGGAUGGCCAGUGAACGGAGUCUGGGGCCUGUCUAGCUGGGAUGUAUUCGUCAAAGUACUUGGAUACUACCUUUUUAAUGCAAUGCUACACCGCGUCCUCCCUGGCCAGGAAGUUGAAGGGACUGAACUUUCAUCUGGGGGAAAACUUCAUUACAAGCUUAAUUCCUGGUCGUCUGCCAUCUUAACUCUUGCAAUCUGUGCAGUUGGUACAGCUAUUCAAGGCACUGACUUUGCAGUAUGGAACUACAUUUUCGAUAACUAUGUCCAGAUUCUUACAGCUAAUAUAAUAAUCGCUUUUGUUCUCGCCACAUACGUCUACGCAUGUAGUUUUACUGUAAAGCAAGGGAACAAAGAAAAGCGUGAGCUUGCAGCUGGUGGAAAUUCAGGCAACGUGUUGUACGAUUGGUUUAUUGGCCGCGAACUUAAUCCACGUGCUCGACUUCCACUGCUCGGUGAAAUUGAUAUCAAACUGUGGUGUGAACUACGUCCCGGUAUGCUAGGAUGGCUACUACUAGAUUUGACAUUCGUUGCGCAUCAAUACAAGACAUUCGGCUUUAUUUCUGACAGUAUAGCGCUCGUUACACUCUUUCAUACCUUAUACGUUCUCGACGCAUAUUGGAUGGAACCAGCUGCUCUCACAACCAUGGAUAUCACAUCUGAUGGGUUUGGAUUUAUGCUUGCAUUUGGUGAUCUGGUGUGGCUUCCUUUUGUCUAUUCAUUUCAAGCUCGAUACCUGGCUAGUUAUCCUUUCAAUCUUGGCACCUUCGGAACUAUCAGUGUUUUGGCGAUUCUCGGCCUUGGCUAUUACAUCUUUCGUAGUGCCAAUAAUGAAAAGAAUCGCUUCCGUGUCAAUCCCCUGGACCCUCGAGUGAGACAUCUCAAGUACCUCGAAACAAAAUCGGGCUCCAAAUUGCUUACCUCAGGCUGGUGGGGAAAAGCACGCCACAUCAAUUAUUUGGGAGAUUGGAUUAUGGCUUGGGCUUAUUGCCUUCCAACCGGUAUUUCCGGCUUUGUUGUACGCCAAGAUUUUAUGACUGCAGGAGAAAAUUUCACCCAGAAAGGCAUAUCUUUUAUAGGUAGCAGAAAAUUUCAGGAACCGUAUGAGGUAACGCAGGGUGAGGCUAGGGGAUACGGGAUGGUUUUCACUUAUUUUUACCUGGUUUAUUUUGCCAUACUUCUUAUUCAUCGCGAAAUGCGAGAUGAGGAAAAGUGCAAACGUAAAUAUGGAGACGACUGGCGAAAGUACUGUAAAAUUGUUCCCUAUAGGUUUAUUCCUGGAAUUUUCUAA
Molecule: messenger RNA, 1509 nt
Organism: Blumeria graminis f. sp. triticale
Lineage: Eukaryota; Fungi; Ascomycota; Leotiomycetes; Helotiales; Erysiphaceae
Source: the annotation of a GenBank genome assembly